Vespula vulgaris is the source of this 7804-nucleotide messenger RNA. RefSeq lists its product as uncharacterized. Gene Ontology annotation, cellular component: nucleus. Bases 2173 to 3156 code for a protein of 327 amino acids. Lineage: Eukaryota; Metazoa; Arthropoda; Insecta; Hymenoptera; Vespidae. The transcript is spliced from 2 exons. The record is from RefSeq and is a predicted model, not a curated record. Gene Ontology annotation, biological process: regulation of cell cycle. Gene Ontology annotation, molecular function: cyclin-dependent protein serine/threonine kinase inhibitor activity.
AGUCGCUAGAGGGCGCUUCACACGCGUUGGACGCGUCUUCGCGCAACUCCGUUAUAAUACUUUUUUUUUUGCAAGGGCAUUAGACGACGACGAAUCAUCAUCAAUCGUGUACCGCUUGUAUACCGCUAACUGCGUUCUCUCAAUCUAUCUUUCAUUACGUUAGACAGAGAAUAAUAGACGUUUAUAAAGCAAGUUACGACGGGCUUACGACGUUACACGAAGUUUUUUCAUUUAUUCGUCGUCAUUAUCGUUAUCAUCUAACUGUUCUUCUUCUACUAGGAGAGUUCAAACAUAACGGUUAAUCGUGUCCGAUCGUCGAUCGUUGUUUUUUCUCGAAGCUUGGCGGGAGUUUAGAAGUUGAACACAACUACGAAGAUAAAGUUAUUCGUCAAAAGCCUCUACGGGCCGUGUGCAAUAUAUAUAUAUAUAUAUGUACACAUACACACGUAUAUAUAUAUAAAUCAUUUCCCGAAGGCUUCUUUUACACGCAUCGUUUUUCGAAAGGAUCAAGGCUUAUUUUCCUCCUUUCUUUUUUUUUCUUUUUUUUUUUUUUUUUUGAAAUCUCGCGAGUGUUCUCGCUUCUCGUCGCGUGUGUGCCAAGAGAUAUACGAAGAAGACAAAAAGCGCGCGACGAGCCAGUUCGAAAUUCGCACGCGCGCUUCAACGCGUUCCAGCCUUUCGUCGUCAUCCUCCUUCUCCUCCUCCUCCUCCUUCUAUCUUUUCCUCCCUCUCUCGUCGUCGUCAUCGUCACCGUCGUCGUCGUCGUCGUCGUCACCGUCGUCGUCGUCGUCGUCGUCUCGCGGUGGCUCGCGCGCAAGUGCGUGCAACGUUGCCGGAUCAAAGUUCUCGCGGGCGCCUUAUGACGAAGAGGAGAAUCUAACGUGAGAAGAAAAUGUUACGAGGAAAGUGUGAGAGAGAGAAAGAGAGAUAGGACGAGUGUGUAUAUACAUAUAUACACACACAUAUACACGUAUCAUAUCAUCGAGGGAGAAAGUAAUAUUCUCGAAGGCAGAAGAUAGAAAAAACGAAAAAGACAAAGAGAGAGAAAGAGAGUGAGUGAGAGACAGACAGUGAGAGAGAGAUUGAGAGCGAGCGAGAGAGAGAGAGAAGGCGAAGGCUUCGUCGUCCUCGUUCGUGAACGUUGGAAGUUUGUUUUCAGCCUUUCCGUCGGUCUCUCGCGCUUGCCGCGUUGCCAGAUUUCCAAGCGACGAACCGUGUUCGUCGUGUCCCGCCGCGUACCGCCUCCCCCUCACCGUUCUACUCCUCCCCCCCCCCCCCUCAUCCUCCUCCUCCUCUUCCUCCUCGUCGUUGUCGUCGUCGUCGUCCUCCUUCUCUCUUAAAAACUCGCGAAACAUUUUCGUGAGAAACUUUACGUGCGUGUUGAAAAACAGGAUACAUACAUACAUAUAUAUAUAUAUGUACGAUUGGAAUAUACACUCAGUGAAAGGUAUAUCGGUGAUAUCGAUUAUCAAAAUCCGAUGUUUUCUAACGAUAUUAUUUGAUUGUUUUCGCGCGUGAUUUCUGAGUGCGCGAAGGAAAAAGAAAAUAGAAAAAGAAAAGAAGAAGAAGAAAAAAAAACAACAGAAGAGUUUCGCGAACGGCCCAGGAGGAAGGAACGCGCGCGGCCAUUAUUCGAAAUUCGGUUGGAUCGCGCGUUCGUGCGACGUUGCCGGCUGGUUUUUGUUAGACCGGGCGGCGCGAGUAUUUCAACGCGCUUUCGAGAGACACGACGAUUCCGAGAAGGAUAAUCAUCUCUCUUCUGUUGGGCGGUGGUGCGAGCGAGAAGAACGACGGUAACGAUCGAAGAAGAAGAAGAAGAAGAAGAAGAAGAAGAAGAAGAAGAAGAGACAGAAGAGAGCGAGAGAAAGAGUACGGUUUUAUGUGUCGGGUGAAACGAAUUUCGAUUACGUCGCGUCGACGCGGGCUUUCGAACGACGUCUCGGAAGAGUUAACAGUAAUUUCGUGAGAACGAAUAGAAAGAGACGGAGAAGAGACGGUGGACAGUACCACGUGAUCCAGAGAGGGAAAGAAAAUAUUCUACGAAGUAUAUAUACAUAUAUAUAUAUACAUACAGACAGCAUACGCGAUAUAUCGUGUUGUCGAGGAGAGAAAGAGAGAAAGAGAGAGAGAGAGAGCGACGUUGCCGCGCUCUAGAAAGAGCAACAACGAAAUAUGAGCGCACGAGUGUUGAAUCCGGCUAUGAUGACGGAAAUGAGUCGGAACUUAGGGGGAGGGCGAACGGUGCCGAGCAGGGCAGCUCUCGCGCGCGUUAGAAGGGAUCUCUUCGGUCCCGUCGACCAUGCCGCGGCUCGUGCAUUGGCCGAACGCGAGUUACGUGCACAAUCGUUGCUCGACAACGAACGUUGGGGAUUCGACUUUCACUUGGAAAUACCGAAAUCUAAUUCCCGAUACGAAUGGGAGAUCGUUACCGCUAAUGACGUCGUACCGGAGCCAUAUGCUCUUCGCGGUAUGCCGUAUUUGAGGAAACACGCGCCUUCUACUCCGAGAAAAAAACGGGAUGAAAACGUGCAGCAACAACAACAACAACAAUCAUUGAUUAUUACUAGUACUACUACUACGACGUCUACUCCUCCCCAACGAACGUUGAAUGGAACGACCAAUGUGAAGAAAGCAACGGCAGCAGCUACCACGGUCGUUGUCGUAGCUGCUUCUUCAACGACGUCGACGUCGACGACGACGGCGACGGCGACGACGAUAGCAUUCCCAACAACGACUUCUUCUCCUCCUCCACCUUCUAUCGUUGCCAAUGGGAAAUCAAAGAAAACUACUACUACUCCCCAACGUACCGAGGACAAAUUGGUAUCCGUUGUUGUUCCAACCGACGAACUUCUCGAUGAGAAUACCGAGUCCGAAAGGACGCCGCCUCAACGAGAACGAUCAAGGGUACCGGAGAUCGGAGAAAUUACGCCGAACGAGACCUCGUCGUUCGAUAAUAAUUCCUUCGAGAGUGCUAGGAAAAAGAAGUACUCGAUCGAAUCUACCAACACCACCCCUGUAUUACCAACGAACACGAGGAAACAGUCGACGAUUACCCACUUCAUGAAGAGCCGUAAACGUAGCCUAAACGGUAGCACGAAGAGUGUAAUAGAACCACCGGAAAAGGUUGCACGUAAUGCGGGACAAAUACGCAGCUAAAGAGCCUUCGGCAUUCUCCUUCAGCCUCGCCAUUAAUUUUCUACCAUUUUCUUCGAUGGACCACAAUAUUCACCGAAUAAAAAACUCUUAUUCGCAAUGGCAAAUUGCGAAACUAUGGAUCGUGAACAAGAACAAAAUGAAGAGAAAAAGAAAAGCAGAAAACAACAACAACAAUAAUAAUAUUAAUAAUAAUUAGAAUCAUAAUCAUAAUCAGAAUCAAAAUCAUAAAUGAACUCUCAUUUCAUUCUCUAAGGGGAGAAAAUAAUUAGAAAUGAUAGAAAUUAUAUAACUAUAAGAUAUUGAAGGUAUUGAAGAUAAUUAAGAUAAGAUUAAAAUGAAGAGAAGAUAAGAGGAAGGAAGGACACAUUCACACACACACGCACACACACACACGCGCGAAAAAGAAGAAGAGGAAGAAGAAGAAGAAGAUAAAUUGGGGCGAGGUCCUUUAGGCUGUGCCAUUCAUAUAGAUUUUAUCCCCAGCCCACGAAUACGUCGGCAAAAAAAGAAAGUAAUGACAAAGACGAAACAAAAAAAAAGAAAUAUACAAAAAAACGAAACGAAUCCGUGAAAAAUUACUAAACGAAAUUAAUAUAUAUAUAUAUACAUAUAUAUUUUUUUUUCAUUUUUAUUUUUAUUUUUUUAUUAUUAUUAUUAUCUUUUUUUUUUUUUAAAUACUUUUCCUCUCAAUCGUAUAUCUUUCUUUUUUAAUUUUUUUUAAAACUUUUAUUCCCCAUAAUUAAAGUACCACCGUAUGUAUAGUUUUUUUUCGCGUUCGUGCGGUACAAUUUUCGUGUAUACAAUUCUGAUAUCCUCCGAGUAAAAAGAUUAAAGUAGCACCAUAAGACAGCUAGUAAAUAGUAUCGACAAUAUCGGUAGCAACAGCAGCAGCAACAUAAUAUAUAUAUAUAUAUAUAUAUAUAUAUAUAUAUAUAUAUCUAAGAUAAAUAAAGAGAAACGACGACUUUCGAUGAAAAAAAUUAAAUAAGAUAUUGAUAUAUACGUAUACGUAUAUGUGUAUGCAUAUGCAUAUGUAUAUGUAUAUGUAUAUGUAUAUGUAUAUGUAUAUAAAAGGAGAGGGUGUAUAUUUUGUCAAGGUCGUCGAUAUUUUUUUAUCAUUCACAUGGGCUUUUUCUUGCAUAAAUGUUUAAGUAGAUUAAUAACUACGAUUCGGUCAUAUAUAUAUGUAUAUGUAUAUCUAUAUGUAUAUAUACAUGGAAUGACGAGGAUGUUGAUCACGCCGAUGUUAACAAUAAUGAUGAUGAAUAAUGAUUAUACUUAUGAUAAUGGUGGUGAUGGUGAUGAUGAUGGUGAUGAUUAUGAUGAUGAUGAUGGUGGUGAUGAUGAUGAUGAUGAUGAUGAUUAUGAUGCUGAUAAUGAUGCUGAUGAUGAUGAAGGUGAUGAGGUUGAUGUUGAUGUUGGUAACAGCAAGAUUGAAAGGAUGAUUAAGGAAUGAGAAAAAAACAAUUAGUAUAGGAGUGCUCUGUUCGUCGAAAUUAAUUAUUAUUGUAAUAUAUUCUACAUAUUUUUAUUAUUUUUUUUUCUUUUCUUUGUCUCGGACAUAAACAAAAGAUCAUUGAGUAAUUAAGAUUAAGAGUUAAGUGUGUUUGUUUGAUGGGGUAUGUACGAGCAAAUUGAAUGAAUGAAUAAAUGAAUGAAUGAAUGAAUGAAUGAAUGAAUGAAUGUCAAGUAGGGUUUUGUGUUUCAGAGUAUGAUUUAAGAAACGUGUAUAUGUGUGUUUGUGUUCUAGAUUAAUAUUAUAUAGGAAUUAGAUAUUGAAAAGUAGGAUUUAAGUUGAGAAAAAAGAGAAAGAGAUACAUGGAAUUUUCAUUGUAUUACAUAUAUAUAUAUAUAUAUACCUAUGUAGGUAGUAUAUUUUUCUAUAUAUAUAUGUGUGUGUAUAUGUGUGGUGUGCGUGAGCGUGUGCGUGUGUUUAUGUUUGUAUGUAUUAGGAAGGAAAGAGGCAAUUUAGGCUGGUCUGAGAAUUUUUCUAAGUCUUACUCGGUCGUCCUACAUUCCACGAACGUUCGAUGACCUUUCUUAACCUCCUCGAAGGUUCGUGGAACUUAACGUGCGCGUGCGAGUAGUCUCUUAACAAAGACAAAGAGAAGAAGGGUGGAAGAAGAAGAGGAAAAAGAAAAUUAAAAAAGAAAAAAAAAAAACGAGAGGAAAAAAAAAGAAACGAAUCCCCUUUCGCUUUAGUUUCGAUCGAAUUCAUAUUUGAUGUCUUCGAAAUUAAUGCGAAUGGUGUAGAAUAUUUCUGGGGUAAUUGUGCGUGAUUCAAGGACACAGCCGGCAGCCUCGAGAGAUAUGACGAUGAUUGCGAACUAGGAAAUGCAUUGUUUAGGCUUAGCCUCCCGUACUUCGUUACCCUAUAAUUAUUAUUUUUUUUUCUUCUUUUUUUCUUUUGUAUUCUUUUUUUUUUUAUUUUGUUUUGUUUUUUCUCUCCAAGCAUUGAUCUCCUGUACAAUUAAAAAACAAGAAAGUACAGCCGAUGCCAAAUCACCCCCGCGAUCUUCUUUCUUGUACCUUCGAAGCCAACCUAACUGAGCUAACUGAGAUAAUUGAAAAAGUGAAAGAAAGAUAUAACGGACUUUGUUAUCCUCAACUAUAAUCACAUAAAAGAGAUCUUUUUUUAAAACUUCAAAAGGGAAAAAAGAAUAUAGCUACAGAGAGAAAAAUGCGUUUUUGAAAAAUUAGUUGAGAUAUUUUUAAUAAUUAAAAGAAUUAAUAAUAAUGAUAAUUAUUAUUAUUAUUAUUUAUAAUCAUAAUGAAGAGAAUAUCUUGAUUGUUUUUUAUUCAAAGAUAUACUAAAAAAAAAUAUAUAUAUAUAUAUAUUCCUUCUUGAAUCAAAACUGAAUGAGUGUACAUUAUUAUUAUUAUUACUAUAUAUACACACAAAUGUCCGUUUAUCUUUUUUUGCUCGACUUUCCUCCUGAUUUUUCACUAAGCUUUUUCCCCUGCCCACCACACCCCCGCCCCAAACUUCCCUCAAAAUCUUUUAGAGAGAUUAUAUUUGCAAAAUAAGAAAGAAAAAGAAUGUUAAUAGGACUGGUGGUUACAAAGGUAUUUAUAUUUUUCAGUAGAGAGAAAGAGAGAGAGAGAGAGAGAAAGAGAGAGAUCACUAUUUCAAACGUGUGUUUUGUUGUUAGAGGGUUGUUAGUGUAUUAUUUCCACUAAUACACAUUAAUCACAAAAUAAUGCUUCUUCCACGAGAGUGCCAUGGCAAGAGGUCGAAUCAAAAUCGCGUGUUUCUUUUGCGUUUAGAAAUAAAGACGUUUCCACGUCUCUAAAAAAAAAAGAAAGAUUUUUUUUUCCUUUUUUUUCCCCUUUUUUUCUUUUUUCUUUAUCUAUGUAUUCGUUCACUCGUUUCUUUCUAUUCCUUUUUUGUUUAUUCUUUGUUUAUAUUUUUUUUGUUCUUUUUUCCCAAUUCGUCGAUCGAAUUUUGUAAUUUUGUUCUAAUAAAUUUAUAGCUAAGACCAACUCUCAGCUAAAUGACCAUGAUUAAUAUAUUUGUAAAGUAAUGUUUAUUAUAAUUAUAAUAAUAGUAAUAAUAAUUAAUUAUUAUUAUUAUUAUUAAUAUUAUUAUAUUAUUAUUAUAUUAUUAUUAUUAAUAUUAUUAUUGUACGCAAGCCCCAGCCCACCACGCGCACAUAUAAGUGUUGUAAUUUCGUGAUGAUUGUCCUUCCUCCCUAUCCCCCACAAUCCAACCCACCCCUGAGCCCCCCUUUUUGUGUCUAAACAUCUGACAAAUGGCAGACCUCUAUUAUUUUUUCUUUUUUUUUUUUUUAAUUAAUUAAUUUUUUUGUUUUAAUUUUUUAUCUUGUCAUCGUGGAACUCGCAUGCAAUUGGCUAUAUAAAUUCAUAAUGUCUGUGGAAUCUCGGAUUAAUUAGAGGUAUGCCAUUUUUAAAAAGAAGAAUGAUUGAAACAAAAUAUGCAUAACGUUUCUAUGUGUAUAUAUGUAUAUAUAUAUAUAUAUAUAUAUAUACACAUAUAUAUAUAUAAUAUAUAUAAGAAAUGAAAAACAAGUGGAAAGUCUUAUGUCUAUGUAACCCUGUGAUGUAUUAGUAUGAUCUCAGUAAACAUAACUUAGUAUGUACUUCUUAAUUGUAUAAUUAGAUUAAUUAUACUCGACCUUAGUGUGGUUUUUUUUUCUUUGGCAGAAUCUUUUGUGUAUGAAUGUGUAUGUGCGUGUGUGUGCAUAAGUAUAACGUAUGUGAGCAUGACAUGAGUAUCUGCAUAAGCGUAAGGGAUGAAAAAGAAAGUUAGUGAAAGAGAGAAAGAGAGAGAGAAAGAGAAUGUGUGAAGGAAAAAAAGGGAAAGAAAGGACAACUCCCAGUGAAUCAAGAGCCUCAAUUUUCUAGACCGGUAUUCGUGGUAUAUAAGGAUUUAUAUGUUUAAAGGCGACACUAUAUAUAUAUAUAUAUAUAUAUAUAUAUAUAUAUAUAAUCAUAUUAUAUAUAUAUAUAUUAUCAUGUAUAAUUAUUAUAUAAACAGUAAUCGUAAGAGAGUCUAAAAAACUAACAUAAGUAAUUAAAAAAAGCAGCGGCUAUUGUUUAUUAAGAAAAGAAUUAUCUAUAAAAGAGAAAAGAAAAACAAAAAAAAGAAAAUACAAUUAAACAGAGAAGGUUAAUCCUUUUAUUUCUG